AUGGAAGAAGGUCUCCUCCAACAUGAGGAAAAUCCAAAUCAGAAUGUGAAUCAACAAAGUGACAGAACACAACUUACUCUUGCUGAAAAACGAGGUAUUGUUGAUGAAAUUCUAACACAACUUAAGGAGGAUGACACAAUGCAACGUGGUAUGCAAAGUAAGAUAGCAGCAAAAUUUGGGGUACACAAAUCAACUGUUUGCAGGUUAUUCAAUGAUGUAAUCAAGCAAAAACAGAGAGGGGAGCUGAUUGAUGUCAGGAAUAAAAAAUUGGGCAAAGUUGGUCCCAAAUUCAAGCACUACUCUGAAGAAUUUCGCCAGUCAUGGCCACUAAGGUUGAGAACCACAGAAAGAAGUUAUGCAGGUUACUUAAAAAUAUGUCAUGUAACAAUACACAGGCUGAAGAAAAGGGGGUUGCUCAGAACACACACUAGUUGUUACCACCCAAGGCUGACUGACAACCACAAGAUAGAAAGACUAAGAUGGGUGUUGGCACACCUCAGCCUUGCCACACAAACAGAAGAUCCAAUGUACAAUGACAUGGACCAUGUCAUUCACAUCGAUGAAAAGUGGUUCUACAUGAACCCAGAGACAAGAAGGUUUUACCUUCUGCCCAAUGAGGAAAACCCCUAUAGGUGUGAGCAGUCCAAAAGGUUUAAGAUUAAGGCCAUGUUCAUGGCCAUGGUAGGAAAGCCACAAUACAACACAAAUGGGCAAAUGAUCCAUGAUGGCAAGUAUGGAAUUUUUGGGUUUGUUCAUGAGCAAAGGGCAAAAGAAUCAAGCAAAAACAGACUAGCAGGAACUAUGGAAUUGAAAGCAUUGCAAUCUGUAACUAAGGAUGUGAUCAGAGAAAUGUUGAUCAACAAAGUCAUACCAGCCAUUGUAGAGAAAUGGCCAGCACACUUGUCUAAGGAAGUUGUCCUUCAAUGGGAUAAUGCUAGACCCCAUAAAAUUCCAACAGACCCUGAGUUUGUGGCAGCUUGUACACAAAAUGGAUUCAAAAUCCAAAUGGUGUACCAACCCCCACAAUCUCCAGACCUAAAUGUGCUGGAUUUAGGGUUGUUCACAUUUAUGCAAUCAAUUCAAUAUCAGGCAUUUCCCAAAAAUGUGGAGGAGUUAGUUAAAGCUGUGGAAGAUGCAUGCAACACAUUUGAUCCAACAUCAAACAAAUUCACAUGGGUCACAUUACAGUCUUGUAUGACUGAAAUUCUAAAAAGGAUGGGAGACAACAACUUUACUCCACCUCACAUGAAAAAGCAAAGACUGGAAAAAAUGGGAAUUUUGCCAAAGAGGCUCACUAUGAGCCCUAAGAUUGUGGCACAAGCUGUAAACCACCUUAAUGACAGGUUCAGACCAGUUAACCAGGGACAAGCAAAAGAAGAGGAUCAAAUGGAAGUAGAUGCUGAUUGA
Messenger RNA from Chenopodium quinoa (quinoa), 1407 nucleotides. RefSeq lists its product as uncharacterized. Lineage: Eukaryota; Viridiplantae; Streptophyta; Magnoliopsida; Caryophyllales; Amaranthaceae. The coding region runs from base 1 to 1407 and encodes 468 amino acids. Gene Ontology annotation, molecular function: nucleic acid binding. The transcript has a single exon. The record is from RefSeq and is a predicted model, not a curated record.